UUUUGCUAUUCUUACAUUUAUAAAUUUUGUUAGAACAAAUAAUAAAAUAGUGUUAUUUGACGUUGCUUUUGCUUACAUUUAAAAAAAAUAUUUGUUAUGAUUCAAAUAUGGCUGGUGAUAAAGUAGUUGGUUGUUCUUCGCAUCUAAGCAAAGAAAAAGUACAUCAAGAAAGUACUUGUAAUGAAAACUUAAAUUUAGAAGAAGAAUUUGCAGAGCCUAUUGAAUAUGUACCUUGUCCUGAAUUUCAUUUUUCGACAAUAACUUGUUGUUUUUGCAAUGGAUAUUAUGGACCAUGUUUUGAAGAACCUGUUUGCUCAACAUGUCAUGCAUUUUUAUUUCCUAAUGAUAUUGGUUUUUUGCAAGUUCCUAUUUUCAGUGAAAAAACGGAUGAUGAAGAUUCAGGAAAUGAUGAACCAACAGAACUUUAUUAUAAUCAUGAAAGAAGAGCUAGUCAACAGCAACAAAAUUCUCCACAAAAUGCAAUUUCAAAUGUAUUAAAUGUACCUAAUAUUCCCAAUAUAAACUGUCAUAUAGCACAAUGUUCUAGUUUAAAAAAUGAAAAUAUUUUAGUUAUGCAAAAAAUACAUCAUGGUAUAAAUACAUAUAGUUUUAAGAAUACAACAAUUGUAUCACAAAAUGUACAGCUUUCACAUAACAUGGAUUCUAAUAGUAUGCAAAAUAUAAAUAAUGGAAAUAAUGAUACUCAUCAUGAAAAAUAUAAAGAAAAAGUUUCCACUUUUAAUUGUGAAUCUAUGGCAGAUGGAGAAUUACAUAAUAAGAUUCCAAUCAAGAGAGUUAAAGAAGUAGAAAAUCGUCCACAUUAUCAUUGGAAUUAUAAAAAUAAUAUGGGAGAAAUGUCAAGAUCAUAUAAUUUAUCUGAGCGAUUAGAAAUGUUAACAAAUUAUAAACAUGUUGAACAUGAAUCUAUUUCAGAAUUAGGUUUAAUGGAAAGAUUACCACCUGAAGUGUUAUUAGUUGUUUUUUCACAUUUGGAUGAUGUUAGUCUUUGGUCAGCUGCAAAUGUUUGCCGUAGAUGGUGUGGUUUGUUAUCGACGCAUGUAACAUCACAACAAUGGCAACAAAAUGUUAAAUUACGGUGGCCUUUAUACAAACCUAUUGGAAGUGUUAAAAAUUGGUAUAAAGUUUAUGAUUUUUUGGCUUCUUCAGCACCUUGCAGAACAUGUUUAGCACAAACCUGUUUGAGAUCGCGAUCACCAAGAAUUCAAGAAAAUUCAUGGAGAAAAAAUCGAUUACAUAGUGAACUUAAAAGUUUAAGAAUAGAUCCUCCCGAAGGUAUUGAAGCAACACCUUUAGAUCAAAUGUGUUGUCAUUGGCAAGCUACUAUAACUGGACCUGUAGGAAGUCCAUAUGAAGGAGGUUUAUUUUAUCUUUAUCUACAAGUACCAUGCAGUUAUCCUUUAUAUCCACCAAUAGUAAGAUUCCUCACAAAAAUACUUCAUCCAAAUGUUUCUAGACAUGGUGAUGUUGGUAUAGACUCAAUACAUCAUAAUUGGUCAUUAGCAUUGACAAUUUCAAAAGUAUUAAUCAGUGUUCAAAGUUUACUUACGGAUCCUUAUUGUCAGGUUUGUAUGGAACCAGAAUUGGGUGAAAUGUACAUGAAUGAUCGUGAAAAAUUUGAUGAAAUUGCGAGAGCAUGGACAUGGCGAUAUGCUAUGCAUGAUGUUGUAACUCCAUUAUAAAUAAUUUAUAAAUAUCUUAUUUCUUAUAUAUAAGAUGUCAAAAAAGAGUUACAAACUUUAAUAAUGCACAGUGUUUGCUAAAAUAAAAAAAAUCACUUUAAUUUACUAUUUAUAUAUACUAAACAAAUUUUAUAGUUCGAAAGUAUUUUUAUUUAUCAAAAAAAACAUAAAAAAUUAUCAAUUUAAUGUAUAUUACUAAUUGUCAAUCACAAAUUUGUUUUGUUAAUAUCAAAAUAAAUAUAUAAUUUUAAUUUAUUUGUUGCAUAAUAACCAUAAUAUGAAAAUAUUAU
This is a messenger RNA of Apis laboriosa (Himalayan honeybee), 1990 nucleotides long. RefSeq lists its product as uncharacterized. The transcript is spliced from 6 exons. Gene Ontology annotation, molecular function: protein binding. The coding region runs from base 108 to 1700 and encodes 530 amino acids. The record is from RefSeq and is a predicted model, not a curated record. Lineage: Eukaryota; Metazoa; Arthropoda; Insecta; Hymenoptera; Apidae.